UAGAUCUCCUUCAACGUAUCUCUGAAAGUGAAAUUUUUGUGAAAGAUUUACAUGCCAAGGUUCGGGCUAACAUUGAAAGGAAGAAUGAGCAAUAUGCUAAGCAAGCUAAUAAGGGGCGUUUAAAGGUUGUUUUUGAACCUGAAGAUUGGGUUUGGAUAUAUAUGCGUAAAGAGAGGUUUCCUACACAAAGGAAAUCAAAAUUGCAGCCUAGAGGAGAUGGACAUUUUCAAGUUUUGGAAAAAAUCAAUGAUAACGCCUACAAGCUAGAUUUGCCAAGCAACUAUGGUAAUGUUAGUGCGACUUUUAAUAUUGCUGAUUUAUCUUUGUUUGAUGUAGGUGAUUCGAUGAUGAAUCCUUUCGAGGAAGGAGGAAUUAAUGGAGAUCGAGGCGUUGGCCAAAUGGCUCAAGCUAAUAUUCCCAAAUAUUCUCAAGAUCCUUUGCAAGGAAUUGGUUGUCCAAUGACUAGGGCAAGGAAAAAGAUGAUGAAAGAGGCUUUACAAGGCUUAAUCAUGGAAGUGCAUGACAAAGAAACUGUUCUAGAAUAUUCUAAGACUGUUCUAGAAGUUUCUAAAGCUUCACCAAGGAUAAUCACCUAUCUUUAUCUGCAAGACGAUGUGCAAGACUUAGAUCUCGAAGAACAAAGCUUGGAAUCCAUGACAUAAGACCAAGGCGCAUGGACAUGAUAAGAAAAUGCCUAAUCCGCAUACUAAGAUGUAUUGAUGGGCUUGGCGCAUGGACAUGAUAA
Nelumbo nucifera (sacred lotus) is the source of this 745-nucleotide messenger RNA. The record is from RefSeq and is a predicted model, not a curated record. Lineage: Eukaryota; Viridiplantae; Streptophyta; Magnoliopsida; Proteales; Nelumbonaceae.